Molecule: messenger RNA, 672 nt
Organism: Glycine soja
Lineage: Eukaryota; Viridiplantae; Streptophyta; Magnoliopsida; Fabales; Fabaceae
Product: protein FLOWERING LOCUS T-like
Exons: 4
Coding region: 36-554 (172 amino acids)
Source: RefSeq, a predicted model, not a curated record
ACCAAACACAAACAAUAUAGUAUCUAACAUAAAGCAUGGCACGGGAGAACCCUCUUGUUAUUGGGGGUGUGAUUGGGGAUGUUCUCAAUCCUUUUACAAUCUCCGUUUCUUUUACUAUUUCAAUCAAUAAUAGGGCGAUUAGCAAUGGCUUGGAACUGAGGCCCUCUCAAGUUGUUAAUCGCCCUAGAGUCACUGUUGGUGGUGAAGACCUAAGGACCUUCUACACACUGGUUAUGGUGGAUGCAGAUGCACCUAGCCCUAGCAACCCUGUCUUGAGGGAAUACCUUCACUGGAUGGUGACAGAUAUUCCAGCUACCACAAAUGCAAGCUUUGGGAGAGAGGUUGUGUUUUAUGAGAGCCCGAACCCUUCAGCAGGGAUUCAUCGACUUGUGUUCAUAUUAUUCCAGCAACUGGGCAGAGACACUGUCAUCACCCCAGAAUGGCGCCAUAAUUUCAAUUCCAGAAACUUUGCUGAAAUUAAUAACCUUGCACCUGUUGCAGCAGCUUAUGCCAACUGCCAAAGAGAGCGUGGUUGCGGUGGAAGGAGAUAUUAACAAGUUCAAUGAAGAUUUUUUUGGAUGCCUCUACUCUAGCUUAUACUUAGAGAAAUAAAGAGAAAAGUGAGAGAAAAUAGAAUUUAAUGUCUAUGCCCUUUGAUCUGAUGAUAUAAAA